This is a messenger RNA of Gamsiella multidivaricata, 974 nucleotides long. RefSeq lists its product as uncharacterized. The record is from RefSeq and is a predicted model, not a curated record. The transcript has 3 exons. Bases 285 to 923 code for a protein of 212 amino acids. Lineage: Eukaryota; Fungi; Mortierellomycota; Mortierellomycetes; Mortierellales; Mortierellaceae.
CCCUCCUCUGAUCUCUUCCACGGUUCAGAUCAGAAAUAGGAAAUAGAACUCUCGCGAAGCGAACGCUGUUUAAGAGUAAAAGCACAGCCUGGUGGACCCUGGAUCUUGUAUAAAAACCCUCGCUAUCCCCCCCCCUAGAUGCGUCGUCUCAAUCGCUUCGGUAUACCCAUCAUCCUUUCUCUCAACUGCUUGCCUCCCUUUGCUCCUAAAAAAAUUGCAUCUGCAUCCACUUCAUUUUCCUUUUUUUUCUUCAAGUCGUUUUAAUAUCUACCACACCGCCGACGAUGUCUUUUCGAAAGAUCUUUGCAGUGAUCAUAGUUCUAUUCACCCUUAUGAUCCUCUCUAUCUCAGAGGCGGCUCCCGUCCCUGUCCCUGCCCCUGUCGAGAUCACGCUGGACCAACUGGAGGCGGCCUUUGUAGGCCAAUGUCCAAACGCGACCCAAGGCGAGGUCAUCAGUUGCAGUGAUGCACUCCCGUACAUUAACGAUGCUAUUAAAAAGUACGGUCUGGCGACGAGAGGUCAGCGUGCGGCCUAUAUUGCAACUAUGGCCUAUGAAGGCGCAUAUCUCCGGUACGACCAUAACCUGGUCAUCCAUAGUCAAGGAACUCGCUCGAUCCUUCCGGCUUCAUCCCUGCGCAUCUUUAUCGAUGCUAAUAAACCCAUCCAAAACCUCUGGCAGCCCUCGUUCCCGAAGCAAGUCAACAACGAUACGAUCGUCGAUAUCUUGAUCGAGAACCACGCAGAUUUCGAGCCCGGUGCCUGGUGGACCGUCCAUGGACCCGGAUGCGCCGAGGUGGCGUCCAAUCUCUCAGAAUCACUGAGUUCUUUUGUCGAUUGGGAGACCACCUGUAUCAACGGUGGAAUCGAUACCGUGGACGCACGCGCGGGGAUCUAUAAUAAUGUAUAUGCCUUUAUUGUGUAAUGGACUGUAGCGCAACAACAACAACAACAACAACAAAGAACAGAAGAUAAU